CGUCUCCUACGCCCGAAAUGAACUUCUGGCUAUGUUACGGAAAUCCAGUUGCUGUUUAUGUUUAGUAUUUGAGCGGUACCAGGUUGCGAAGGCGUCGGCGCCGUCUUUCGUAUUGCUCGGUACUGCAAGCACCAGUGCCUCCCGGGUCCGACCACCGACUAUUAUAUGUUCGUUUUACAUUAUUUUUGAAUCAUGUAACUCCAAGGACUAUUCUGUGACGUCACUCACUCGCCUUCUAACUGUUUUACAUUCUGUUUUGUUGAGAGUGGAAUAAGUCAGCUGACAUUUACAGUGCUUGGAAACUUUCUAGUUACCGUAGUAUCUAUCGACAGGCACUUGUCGAUUUUCUGGGAUGGAAAUAGGGAAGUGUAGUGCAAAGUGCAACUUCCGAUUUUGCUCCAGCGUUACACCUGCCGCAGCUGCAAGGAUGUUGCCGUGAAUCGCGAUUGUCAAUAGUGCCAGUGUUUAUUCGUAGCCCGCGAUUUCCGUGCUCCAGUGCAGCUUUCCAUAAAAUUGCAUUAACUAGACAUUUAAUAGAAAGUAUUAUCACCCAUUACUGCUCCGUCAUACUGCGUUGAAACUUUUACUGUCAGUGCUAUGAAUAUGUGUUAAUGUGGUAAAUAGUGCGGUUCUCACGGAGAAAAUGAGGGGCAAUAUCCCUUCGUCGUCGAAACCAAUUCCAGCUUACCGUUACAUGCCUAAUAGGCAUUCCAGCAGCAGCCCUGCUCGACCAGGACGUGGACAAUCUGUUACGUCCAUGAACGACGUGUGCGAUAGGACAGUUGUUAGGAUUCGGAGGUCCGGAGUCCAACAGGAAAGGAUUAGGGUGGUAUGCACCACUCGAAGACAGCACGUCAGUCGUCUGGUUACCGUAUCAGAUGUCUGUCACACGUUACCGCCUUUACGAAAACACGUUACAAUUAUCAGUUUUCCGCCAAAAAUGGAACGGUCCCAGAUAGUAAAUUCACUGGGCUCCUCGGAUCACAUCCAAGAACAAACUUAUAUACAAGCACCCAGUUUUAUACAAUCACAAAACUUUGGGAAUCCAGCACCCAGUCCAAUUUAUUGCAGAGCAUCCCCCAACACUUCUGGAUACGUAUCCGUACCUCAACCUCUUCAUAAAAAAGGCUCACUUAGGAAUGGUGACGUCCUCAAGCGUUCCAGAGUUCAAACGACAUACGAAUUAUCGCAAGAUAUUCUGGAUAAACAAAUAGAAGUCUUGGAACGCAAGUAUGGAGGUGUUAAAGCCCGCAACGCAGCUCUCACUAUCCAAAGAGCCUUUAGAAGAUAUACCCUUCUUAAAAAAUUUGCCGCUAUCACAGCUAUGGCCAAAGCCGAAAAAAGAAUAAGUCGGCGACUACCUGCAGCUUCUGAAGAGUGUAAACCCAACAUGGAAUCAGAACAACACGGUGGAGAUUACGUCCGCAGUUUCGAAGGGCACGACUGUAGCUCCUUACGUGUUCUUCCAGUUAGAUCUAUGUCACUACGAGAACGAAGGAACAUUGAUAACAUGCCGAUUCCUCGCAGCCAAUCUGGAACACCUACAGUUUGUUGGGAAAAUUACUCUUCGUCUUCUUCUCUGCAGCAUUACUAUUCGGCAGCUGAUAAUAAAUCAGAUUCCAUGUGUACUCAAGUAACUGCCAGUGGCACUUCCUGUAGCACCCCAACUACAUCCUCAAACGGAUAUAUGAGAGCCAGAAAUAGUAUGAGUUCGAGAAAAGUACCACCAGAAGUACCUAAAAGAACCUCGAGUAUUUCGUCAAGAUCAAUCGAGCCAAGGCAUCAAAAAUCCAACGGCCUCAUAAAGACAACAGAAAACGGUUCUUUGUCAAGUGUCCAAAGCUCAGGUAGCGAUAGCAGUAUUUCUACAGAACGCAUACAGUGUGAAUAUUCUAGUUCUCCAGUUUGGAAACGUAAAGGUAACCACCUUUCUGAGUAUGCAGAACCAGCAUUAGAGACCAGCCUGGGAAAUAUUUCGAAUGCCAGUUCGUCUACGUACACUCUAGUAGAGCGCGCUGCAGACCAACAAGCACCUACUAGCUACAAGAUUUCCGAGACUAUAAGAAAACGUCAGUACCGUGUAGGUUUAAACUUAUUUAACAAAAAGCCAGAGAGAGGUAUAGCAUAUCUGAUCCGGAGAGGAUUUUUAGAGAAUUCACCACAAGGGGUAGCUAGAUUCUUAAUAUCACGUAAAGGACUGAGUAAACAAAUGAUAGGAGAAUAUUUAGGUAAUUUGCAAAGCCCAUUCUGUAUGGCUGUAUUGGAAUGUUUUGCGGGAGAAUUGGAUUUGUCUGGUAUGCAAGUAGAUGUAGCCCUAAGAAAAUUCCAACAGCAUUUCCGUAUGCCGGGGGAAGCACAGAAAAUUGAAAGGUUAAUGGAAGUGUUCUCGCAGAGAUAUUGUCAAUGCAAUGUAGAUAUUGUGGCUAGACUGAGAUCACCAGAUACGAUUUUUGUCUUAGCAUUUGCUAUAAUAAUGCUGAAUACUGACUUGCACACGCCAAAUAUAAAACCGGAACGCCGGAUGAAGGUAGAAGACUUCAUAAAAAAUCUAAGGGGAAUUGAUGAUUGUGGUGAUAUCGACAGUGAUAUGUUAUUGGGAAUUUACGAAAGAGUUAAAGCGAAUGAAUUUAAACCCGGUUCUGAUCAUGUUACACAAGUAAUGAAAGUACAAGCCACAAUAGUCGGCAAGAAACCGAAUAUGGCUUUACCACAUAGACGAUUAGUGUGUUAUUGUCGUCUGUACGAAAUUCCCGAUAUAUAUAAAAAGGAAAGACCAGGUGUUCACCAAAGAGAAGUCUUUCUCUUCAAUGACCUACUCGUAAUCACGAAAAUUCUAAGCAAAAAAAAGUCUUCAGUUACUUAUACUUUCAGAAAUAGUUAUCCUUUAUGUGGAAUGGUAGUCACACUUUUUGAAGUUCCACAUUAUCCAUAUGGUAUAAGAUUAAGUCAACGUGUAGAUCAAAAAGUUUUGGUUACAUUUAAUGCUAGAAAUGAACACGACAGAUGUAAAUUUGCCGAAGAUCUUAAAGAAGCUGUUAGUGAAAUGGAUGAAAUGGAGAAUUUGAGAAUUGAGGCUGAACUAGAGAGACAAAAAUCCAAUAGAGGGGGCAAUAGAACUGGUACUGAAAAUAGGGAUAGCGGAGUAGCUGACGUUGAGGUUUGUCCUUGCCAGUGUCCCUGCUCGCAAAAUCCAGCGAUGGGUGCCAAUGAAAUAUGUGCAGAAGAAAUGUCCCAUGAUACUCAAAUAAAACGCUCAGCUCUCAGCAAUUCUCUACUUGAUAUACAUGAGCAAUUUGCAGGAGAGAAAGCCCAAAGACGGGGUAGUGUGGGCUCAUUGGAUAGUGGUAUGUCUGUGUCAUUCCAGUCAACGUCAGCUAGUACUUGUUCACGUUCGGACAAGUUAGUUGGCAAGCAAGUAGUCAAGCCGGGAAUACACAAUCAUCAGGGGUUUCUGGGAGGACUUUUCAACAAAAAGCAAACAAGCAAUACAACAGUUAAAUCAACAGAAGUGUAAAUAAAUUAAAGAUUACAGGGUAGAUCCUAUAUGCACUCAAUCGUUUCGAUAUUAACUCGUAUACUGUAACUAAUAUAUAAGUGCAGUGCAUUGUUGAUUAUGUCCUAUUCUUAUACAGCGAAGUCGAUAAAGGGUAAUUUCAUACAAUAUUACGACUCUUGUAAUAUGAUCUUUUUUUUUUUAUCGAGUUUAAUGUUACCAGUUGACAAAACCGAUUUUUUUCCAGAAAUAAUUAUUGUCAUAGAAAUAUAUUUAAAUAUGAUACUUGAGGAUUUUGGGGAAAUUCAACCCAGAUUUCUGACAGCCAUUGAUGUGUUUACGCACUGCAUCAACGUUAACCAUAAAAUGUUGGAAAGCUGUGCAGGUUGGUUAAAAGAGAACUAAAAAUGUUAAAAGUGUACUCCUUUAUCAUCACUGCUUCAGGAAGAAUUAAUUACCCAACAAAAAAAUAAAUGUUUCACUAAAAGCGCUUUCAAAGUUGCUUCUCCAGCUCUUUUAAAGCCUUUUGCAAAUAUUUGCCUAGUUGUUUAUAGAAAAUUAGGCAAAAUUUCCCUAUGAUUGGGUGCAUUUUAAAAGUGGUUUACUCUGUCUCCAGAGAUCUAUAUAAUCUAUUGUUUUUAAAAACAUUAACUCGUGCAUGUCAGAAGUAACCAAAUAUAUUUUCACCAUUUGUAAGUGUUACCAAAUAUAUUAACUAUGGCUGUCUUUAAUUUUCGCCCCAGUGCGUACACUUAAUAAUGUUAUUAGUAUUUUUUGUUGUAUCAUUUCUCCGUACUAAGACAUAAUUUAAUGUUCUCCAUAAUUGAAAAAUUCCAUGUUUUCAUACCGUAAUCUUUUAAUUAUUGUUUAUACUGCAUUAUUUGUUGUAAAUAAGUUAAUUUAUAAAAAUAUUUUUUAAUAAAUAAUGUAGACUAUGUUCGAGCACGCAACUGGUGAUGUUAAUAAUUAUUUUAAUGCACAAUUUCAUAAUUGAGAACAUUAAAGUUGUCUUUGGGUCUAGCUCUCUUUCAACAAAGAAAAUGGUUUUGAGAUUUACACUUGUAAAUAAAACUGGUUCAUAAAUCUGUAAGAGAGCAAAAAUGUUCUAGUCGAGUGUAAAUAAGUUAGGAAUCUCAUACUACUGAUAUUAAAUUAAUUUAAUCUAUUGUAUUAAGUGUUUUUUUAAUAACAUAAUAAACAGUCUUAACGUCG
Anoplophora glabripennis (Asian longhorned beetle) is the source of this 4705-nucleotide messenger RNA. It is a transcript of the gene siz, whose product is annotated as IQ motif and SEC7 domain-containing protein 1. NCBI's taxonomy places the organism in Eukaryota, Metazoa, Arthropoda, Insecta, Coleoptera, Cerambycidae. The coding region runs from base 644 to 3514 and encodes 956 amino acids. Gene Ontology annotation, molecular function: guanyl-nucleotide exchange factor activity. The transcript has 7 exons. The record is from RefSeq and is a predicted model, not a curated record. Gene Ontology annotation, biological process: regulation of ARF protein signal transduction; actin cytoskeleton organization.